UUAGUCAUCUUUCGUCGUUCGUUCGUGGCUGGUUGAUGGAAUGUUUUUUCCGUGCUCAAGUUUACUUUCUCGCGGUUUUUGGUAGAAUACCUUUUUGUAUCAUCAUAGGCUGCUUUCUAAAAUACAUAGAUUGAUCGUUGCCCGAUAGUGACUAAGAAAUAAGUGCACCUCAACAAAAGACGUUUUAUUGUGCGGUAAGAUUAGCUCAUCAUUAGCGUUCAGUAUUAGCGAGAACAGGUCAGUCGCUCGUGUCUCGUCAUCACUAAACUUGCUGGAAGAUACCAACUAUCUAGAAUGCACAAUCGGAUUGAGUUUACAAUUUAGUAGGUAUUGCAGCAAUUAUUGUGUCUCAGUGACGGCGAUAACGUUAUAAGUUUCAACUAUCACGGAAAUCAAUCAAAACAGUGCUCGUGUUUUAUUCACGCGAAUGUGACAUGAAAAAAUCGUCGAAGCUCGUAUUAAUUGUUAUUGUUAGUGCGACAUAAAGGCUUCAUCGGCCCACCUGUGCAGUGCGGUGAAAAAUGACAGUGAAACGAGUUAAUUAUUCUGGCCGAGUUGGAGCAUAGGAUUCUGUUGGUGCUGCUGCUGCUUUUGAUGCUAUUGUUUGCGUCGUCGUGAAAGUGGGAGCCGUCGUCGACAUCGUCUCGCGGCCGCCACCGCCGUUCGUUUGUCUCUUCGCAACAUCAGAAACCGAAACCGAAACAGCAGUACCUAAAGGAGUGGUUGGUGAAUCUCUUUCGGCUCGUUGGCGAUAGCUCCUAUAUGCUGACAGUGUGCGCAUAAAUCGAGGGCGUAUGGAGAGUUGGAAGGCAUAAGCUUCGCCGAAGGAACCGUGCAAAGAGAGUAGUGUAUGCAUUUCAUCCACUACCUAUACGCGAGAAACUCCAGGGAAAAAAAAACGACUAAACGAAAAAAUAAAGUUGCUCAUUUGAAGUGCUCUUGAGCAAACAUCAGUCACAAUCGUCGUCGUGCUUGCCGUGGUUUCGCAAACGAGGUGUGCUUAACACCGUGAUUAAAUUUCACACUACACAUAAGAUAGAAAGAAUGAUGGUACCAGUCGAACAGCACUUCGAUAGUGAUAUUGGUUCGUUCCAGUCCCGUCGCUACCAGUGACCGGUUGUGAAACACUUUUCUGUUGUCCGUGUGACGACGCAGUGGCAGGACCGGAUCUAAGAGGGAAAUAAAGGUGUAGGUACCUACCAGUGAGUCGCGAAUUUGCAUGUUCCAUUCUGGCUGGCUAUCGCGAAACAAGAAACGAAACGUGUCUAAAGUUGUUGUUCCUGGAAUUUGAGACGCGAAAGCUAGUCAGUCAGGCCAGGCCUAUCUUAUCCAAAAUACCCACCCAGAUGCUUGUGUUUGCGUGGUUUCAGUUCGCUUCGCGGAAAAGUUUCUAAUGUGUGCUGGUGCGUGUCUGGCAGUUUUUGUGUGCAGUCUCACAUUCGAUUGAAUGGUGAGCAAUGAUUUGUUUACAAUCUGAAAAUAUGCUUUAAUAAUCGAAUCAGUCUCUUUGGUCGAAAAAGAGCUCUAAGUGGAAGCAAAGCAAAAAAAAAAUAAAAGCAGUGGAAAUAAACCAUGAGUGUGUUCAGUGAUUUUCAGAGAAUGUGGGUUCAACGGUUUCCGCAAAGUUCACUCUCGGAUGCCUGGGAACAGGACGUUCGGGCCAGUUUGGCACGGCACAAGCAGAAAAUCGCUGAGCUCAGCAAGGAAUUGGAGCAGGAGACUCUGUAUGUGGAAUAUCUGGAACGAUUGCUGGGCGAUGUGGAGAAAUAUCGCGAUGCUGGUGGUGAUCCAUCGGCGCUGUUCGAGGCCAACUCGCCGGCAUCCGCUGCCAAUAUGAUGGCCAGCAGCAAGGAGACUGACCUGGAUACACCGGGUGGAGAGGCGAAUGAGAACCAAAUCAUCAAAGCUGCAGCCACCAACCACAGCGCGGACCAAGAAACCAACGGUGCCAAAGCGGAAGAUGCGGAUGCUCCCGGCGAAAGCGACCCCUGCGCGUCCACCGGACCGGUGGCCCUGCGCAGGGACAACCUACACAAAGACAGUGCACUGAAUCAGUGCAUCAAUGAGCUUACCUCGAACCUGCACCAGCGGCGCUGCGUCAGUGGUGACAUUUCAUCUCCCACCAAAUCUUCAUCGAUGUCCUCCUCUUCCUCACCCUCGUCGACGAUGAUAACCUCUACCGGUAAGACUGGUCUGCCAAGUAGUGCCAACGGAAGUAACCACCAACCGGAGAACACUUCCGACAGCGAGCCGACUCGCCCGCGACGUUCCAGUCACAGUGACGCCCUUCUUUCCUCACCAAGCCACUUUGUGACGGUUAUUGAAGUCAAAGAACCUUCUGAGAGCACUCCUAAGCAAAAAGAAGAGUCAAAGCGACAUUCCAGCUCAUUAGCUGCCGCCGUGCCGGCUCUACCAGCCAAAACUACCAGCGACAAUAGCAACAAUAACAAUCCAACAACAAUCAUACAAUCCAGUACCACUGCCUCCGGCAAGCCCAACAGCUAUGAGAACGUACUAAUCAACACGAAUCGUGGAAGUUGUGAAAACCUCAACAACAAUAAUAACAACAGUGUGCACCAUAGUCAACUGUUACACCAGCAGCAGCAUAAAAACAGCUCUGUUGCAAGUGAGCACAGCACAUUCCUGGACAGUGCCAAACAGCAUCCGAAACCGUCAGCACCACCCCUGGUGGGUUCAUCGAUUGCCGAGCGAACUUCGCAACUCAUCUCCGGCGGGCAGGAGCUCAAGAAAAAGGUUCCACCACGACCACCACCCAAAUACCCCCGCCGAGCGGCACCGGUGGAACCUCCCGUCAUACCGGCCGCGGCAAUGCACAACCUGCGACGGGAUCAAUCAUCCGAUGGUACCCCAGACAGCUCCCUGGAACGAAACCUCAAACCGUCGGAAAUCUACCGUCAGAAAUCGUCGGAUUCGCUGGACGUCAAACUAGGCUCACGAUCCUCGAAGGCAAGCGAACUGGUGGAGGAGUUUGGCAAGAAACUACCAAAAUCCGAUAGUCUUAAGUCGAAAUCGAGCACCGAUAGCCCUACUGGAUCGCUGGGGAAAAACGUUGGAGCUUCACCGACCGGCAGUUUGGGCAAGUUGGCUCACACCACGGGCAGCAGCGAGAGUCCCACCGGAAGUUUGGAUAAGAGUAGCCAUCGAGCGAACGACAGCCUACAAUCGGUGGGGUCGAAGGAAUCGCUGGCGUCGACAGGUGGCGGAAUGGGAGUCAUUUCGGAGAGGAUAAAAAGCUACGAGUCCAUCUCUUCUCUCAGCUCGGAUAGUAUGAGAUUAGGCACCGGCGUGGCACAAGCCGAACAAGAACAUUACUACGACACGGUUCCACUGGAGAAUGGAGAAGGGGACUAUGUGUACAUUCAGGCCGGUGGUACCGGUACCGGUUCCACUUCUAGUCGAGACGAUAUCUCAACGGCUGGCAGUACGCUGCCUUUGCCUGUGUCUCACCCGCGAAGUCACAACAGUAGCCAGACGAGCGUGCAGCUGGAGCCAGAAUCUCCGGGACGAAGUUCCAACUACGUUAAUAUCGACUAUUUUAUACACAGUCAGAACCUUGAACACCGGAGCAGCUCAAUCGACAGUGACGGGGAAGCGGACGGAGGACCGCCGGUGCUUAUGCGUGCAAUCUCCAAUGAAACCGAUUCUGGUCAGCAGGGACAUGGAAUUUUCCGAAAGAUUUCUAACGCCAACCGCAACACGAUAAUUCGACACAUCGUGACCAGUAUUAUCACCAGCGAAACACUGUAUGUCGAGUGUCUGAACAAGAUGAAGCAAUACAUGAAGGCUAUACGGGCCACGUUGACCACGUCGCAACCUGUGAUAUCUGAAGAAGAAUUUCAGACGAUAUUUUAUAAGAUCGAGGAACUGCACGAAGUGCAUUCGGAUUUCCUGAACGAACUGAGGGCGAAACAGCAAUCCCUUCCCGAGGGCGACGAACUGUGCGUCGGUGAAGUAUUCCGCCGGUUGGCGGCUCACAUACACCUGUACGGUGCGUUUCUUCACAACUACGGGCGGGCGAUCGAUACGGUGAAAAAGUGUAGUACCCACAGUCAACAGUUUAAGGAAAUUGUUUCCAACAUAGUAUUUAAGAAUCAGAACGAACAAUCACUUUCGCUAGAAGAACUGCUUCACAAACCGGUUGCCCGGGUACAAAAGAACGCUCUAGUGUUGGAGGAUUUAUUGGCUCAGACGCCGGAGCAACAUCCGGACUAUCAUGCGCUACGACAGGCGACCAAAUCGAUUCGUAAUUUCCUGUCGGAAUUUAAUGUGGUACAAACCAAAUCUAUGUUUCCGAGCGACGAUAAAGCCCUCCGGCGGUUGGUGAAAAACUCUUUCAUAGUAGAGUUAGCGGAUGGGCACCGCAAACUUCGGCACCUGUUUUUGUUCAAUGACGUAAUCGCCUGUGCCAAAUACAAAGCAGCCGGAAGGGACCGCAAUGGUUUCGAGUUCGAGCUCAAGUGGUUUAUUCCGUUGCGAGAUAUUGUCAUCUGCGAGGAAUCGGUUAACGACCCGAAGGAAACGAGCCCGAUCAACAUUGUGCACCUCAAAUCCCAAGCCUGUACCGUACGGGAUCAGAUUAUGCUGGAUGAAAAGGAUGAGAAAAAGCAGCGUAGCAGUGGGUCGCGGGCCGGUGACAAGCAUAAGAAGAAGUUGGCCGAUUUGGAAGCCCAGCUGGUACUGGCAUCACCAAAUCUGGUGUUCAAGAUUGGAAACAAGGCAAGCGGAAAGACGAUGACCUUCUUUCUCAGCUCGGAUUUCGAACGGACGCAGUGGAUCGAGUCGAUUCUUACGCUACAGCAAUCAUGCAACCUGCCGGGCCAGGUACCGGUCCAGAUCUACGACCUGCAGGCAUGGAUAACCGCCUGUCAGGCACUAAUCAAAACCGAGAUGGGUUCCUAUCUGAUGCGGAACGCACGCGACGAGAGCCUUCUGGUUGGCGAUCUUCACCUCACCAUUCAAGGUUUGGGUGGUUUCGAGCAACCGUGCGAUCUGUUCAUUUGUGUGGAAAUCGAUUCGUACGGACAUUAUUUCCGGAAGGCAAAAACGAAACUGGUUUGCCGAAGCGCCACGCCCAACUGGAACGAAUCGUUUGUGCUGGAACUCGAGGGAAGUCAAAACCUGCGGAUACUGCUGUAUCAGGAUGACGUGCAGAGGCCUAUUUUGAGGGCGAAGCAAAUUUUGAAGCUGAGUCGCCAAUGGCUCCAAGAAGCACCUGUCAACAAGCUACUGAAAUUGUCCGAAACACUAACGCUUAGUACAGUGAUUCGAUUUGUUCCGGGUGAAGUGACCUUGCGACGGGUUCCAACGUCCAAACCAGGGGCACUGUUCGGAGCUAAACUGCAGCAAGUUAUCAAACGCGAGAAACGUGACAUUCCAUUCAUCGUGAGCGCCUGCGUUCGGGAAGUCGAGCGGCGUGGCAUGUCUGAGGUCGGUAUCUAUCGAGUAUCGGGAUCCGCAUCGGAUGUUGCCAAGCUGAAGAAAUCGUUCGAAACGAAUGCCUACGAAGCGGAACAAUUGCUCAAAGAGGUGGAUAUACACUCAGUGACCGGUAUUCUCAAGUCGUACCUGCGAGAUCUACCGGAGGCUCUGUUUACCGAUCAGUAUUAUCCAAAACUUUUCGAGACCUUCAACCGACACUCCAACCUAAACGAAGCAUCACGAAUCGAGGCACUGCACAAGAUUUUCAUGGAGCUGCCCCAAUCGAACAAAGCCACCAUCAGUUUGCUGUUGGAUCAUUUGAUGAGAGUCCACCAGCAGGAAAUUGAAAACAAAAUGUCUCUUCACAACUUGGCGAUGGUGUUCGGUCCAACCUUACUGAGGCCUGGCCCAACUGCCGUUAAACAGAAGGACCUACUGGAAUCCAGCACGGCAGAUGUAAUGACGCAAGCCGGGAUCCUGUACAGCUUCCUACAAGCCCGACUGAAAUGAACCUAGACUUUGAACUGGAACAAUGAGGGUAUGUUAAAAAGCAUUCACAUUUUGUAGAACCAUAUAGUACCAGCAGUAUUCGUAUACAAUACGAGUAAAAGCGUUCAAAAGUAAUACGCAUUGUAUGCCGAGGAAAUCGGUGACAAAUAUUGGUAUAGCGCGUACUCGUGAUUCAUCAAAGGGGAAUCUGAUUUUUUAGAGAGUUUUGAUUCAAAUUGCUAUAAUUCAAUAGCAAAUCCAGUUUUUAUUGCAAUGAAAACCUCUUAGCUUGUCUGUCAAGCGCUGAAAGUAACAAUAUAUUUCAUAAAUCCUGACAAUAGAAAACAAUACAAAAGGAAACAUGUUCAUAAAAUGCUUCCCUCGCGAAGGACACCCACCUUUCCUCUACUAAAGCAUUAUAUAUUUUGAUUUACCUAUGUAGAUACACUUGUGGCACCGUUUAUUUCUGAAAUAAACUUCGUUAGUUCAUAACAAAAAAAUUAGUCAUUUUCAACUUUUCGUAUCGACGUAGUUUAUAUUUGUAAAUUUGCUUCCCCUGUGUAUAUAUUAUUGGUUCACUAAUAGUUUUAGAAAGCGAACAAAAGUCACGGUUUUUUGGCAGUUAUUCGACAGUCUUCAAGGCUGUCGAACGGAUAUGUUAUUCGAUAGUGUUCGUAAUUUUCGAGAGGUGUUUAAUAGAAGUGUUUGCGCAAAUAAGUACAUUCGCAUUAGACUAUCGUUAUAUGUACAAUAUAUUUAACAAUGUGUAUUGAUUAUUGCAAUUUACUAAUACAAAUUGAGUUAUCAUUGAAAUACAUUUGAGCGUUAUAGUCAGGACCGAUAACGUGUACUCUUAUAGACUUAGCGAUGAAUAUACAAUCAAACAUCUUCUGAGAACAACAGCCAAAACAAAUAAUGACACACACACAUUACAACUUAUUGUAUGCAUACUUUAUACAGCAUGAUUGAUUAUUAUGAUAAAAGAAAUGUUUAUCGGAAUUUUUUUUCGCAAACAUCAACAUACACUGUACUGGUAUUUUUGCAUGCAAAGAAAACGUAUUGGACUGUCGUCGCUUAAGACAACACAGUAUAUUGCUGAAUUUAUCUUGUAGGAUUUUCUCUUUAAAUUUAAAAAAAAAACAAUAAAACAAUCUUUCGUAUUGUGAAUUUAGAAAA
Topomyia yanbarensis is the source of this 7104-nucleotide messenger RNA. It is a transcript of the gene RhoGAP1A, whose product is annotated as active breakpoint cluster region-related protein. The transcript has 12 exons. The record is from RefSeq and is a predicted model, not a curated record. Gene Ontology annotation, biological process: intracellular signal transduction; positive regulation of GTPase activity. The coding region runs from base 1573 to 5949 and encodes 1458 amino acids. Lineage: Eukaryota; Metazoa; Arthropoda; Insecta; Diptera; Culicidae. Gene Ontology annotation, cellular component: membrane. Gene Ontology annotation, molecular function: GTPase activator activity; guanyl-nucleotide exchange factor activity.